UCCAUCAUCCAAGGCCAGCUCUCUCUCUCUCUCUCUACAAGUCUACAACCCUCUCCAAAUGGCCCAAACACUCAAUUCUCUCACCUUGUUCUUAGUUCUUCUCCUAACGAACACUUCAUUUUUCAUUACCAAAGCUCGUCCUCUCAGUGCUGCUAAUUGUAAGCCUCCUAUCCCUAUAGGCGAAGCGAUUGAGAAUGUCUUUGAAGGGUUCUACAUUGAAGCAAUAAAAACCGGGGGCCCAAGUGCAGGAGGGGAAGGACACAAACUCGUCAAUAGUGAAGCUCUCGGUGGAAUUAAAAACUCUGGCCCAAGCUCCGGAGGAGAGGGACAUGGAUACACCAACACCGAAGCAUUAGGGGGAAUCAAACACUCCGGUCCAAGUGACGGAGGGGAGGGACACAAAUUCACCAACACGGAAACUCUCGGGGGAAUAAAAUCCUUUGCAGGUCCGAGACAUGGAGGGGAGGGACAUGAAUCCACCAACACUGAAACUCUCGGGGGGAUCAAACUCUCUGCAGGUCCAAGCGAUGGAGGAGAGGGACAUGUAUUCGACAACAAUGAAAUACUAGGGGGCAUCAAAGACUCUGCAGGUCCAAGCGAUGGAGGACAGGGACAUGAAUUCGCCAACAGUGAAACACUAGGGGGGAUCAAACUUUCUGCAGGUCCAAGUGAUGGAGGAGAGGGACAUGGAUUCGACAACAAUGAAAUACUUGGGGGCAUCAAACACUCUGGAGGUCCAAGCGAUGGAGGAAAGGGACAUGAAUUCGCCAACAGUGAAACACUACGGGGGAUCAAACUCUCUGCAGGUCCAAGUGAUGGAGGAGAGGGACAUGGAUUCGACAACAAGGGCAUCAAACACUCUGGAGGUCCAAGCGAUGGAGGAAAGGGACAUGAAUUCACCGACAGUGAAACACUAGGGGGGAUCAAACACCCUGCAGGUCCAAGCGAUGGAGGACCGGGGCAUUAGUCCAUCAAUUAUUGAAUUGGGGAGAUUGAAGAUCUGGUCCAAGCCGCAACUAACUUGCUCAAUGGCAUUUUGGAUGAACAAGAAGCUCUCUCUAUUUCUUUUCACUAGAAACUUGAUUCUUUCAUUUCUUUAUUAUUCCGGGGCUAAAUUCAGCUCAUCGAGAAAACUACUUAUUCUUUUGUGUGUUGUAGUUUGAUACAAAUUUUCA
Rhododendron vialii is the source of this 1175-nucleotide messenger RNA. RefSeq lists its product as uncharacterized. Gene Ontology annotation, biological process: innate immune response; regulation of developmental process. The record is from RefSeq and is a predicted model, not a curated record. The transcript has a single exon. Bases 59 to 967 code for a protein of 302 amino acids. NCBI's taxonomy places the organism in Eukaryota, Viridiplantae, Streptophyta, Magnoliopsida, Ericales, Ericaceae.